This is a messenger RNA of Ectocarpus sp. CCAP 1310/34, 1887 nucleotides long. NCBI's taxonomy places the organism in Eukaryota, Phaeophyceae, Ectocarpales, Ectocarpaceae. The record is from the annotation of a GenBank genome assembly.
GUGUGUACAGCAGAGAGGUGCGCUUGUAGACGUACUACACACAGCCAAGCAUACAAGCAAAGCGAAGAUGGCACGGCGAGGAAAUCCCACCCAUGGCCUGGCAUUGACAUUGGUGGCGACGCUAGCGUUAUGGAGUAGCGAGGCCGAUGCUUUCGGGGUGGGCAUGGGCGCGAAAAGCACGACAACAAUGGGCAUGGGCAACAGCUUUGGGCGCCUGUUCCGCAUCAGCACCUGGGGAGAAAGCCACGGCGGAGGGGUCGGAGUCAACCUAGACGGGUGCCCACCGAAGAUACCGCUUACUUCGCAAGACAUUCAAGUCGAGCUGGACCGACGGAAGCCGGGACAGUCGCGCAUCACCACCCCAAGAAACGAGGACGACCAAGUGGAGAUUCUCUCUGGCCUCUCUCCUGAAGGCUUAACCUUGGGGACGCCGAUCGCCAUGCUUGUUCGAAACAAGGACCAGCGCAGCCAGGACUACGACACCAUGUCGAUGGCGUACCGUCCCUCUCAUGCGGACGCAACGUACGACGCGAAGUACGGCAUCAGGGCAGUGGCAGGGGGCGGCCGAUCUUCCGCCCGCGAGACCAUCGGCAGGGUGGCGGCGGCGGCGGUGGCACGGAAGUUGCUGAGCCUGUACUCCGGGUGCGAGGUGCUGGGUUACGUCAAGUCUGUGCAAGACGUGGGCACUGAAGAUGUGGACUUGGAGACGUUUACGCGAGAGCAGGUGGAGGCGAACAUCGUGCGUUGCCCUGACGAAAAAGCCGCCGAACGCAUGAUCGAACGCAUCGACAAGAUCAGAAGGACGGGAGACUCCAUCGGGGGAGUCGUGGAGUGCGUGGCGAGAAAUGUGCCCUCCGGCCUUGGGUCGCCAGUGUUCGAUAAGCUUGAGGCGGAGUUGGCGAAGGCAUGCAUGUCACUCCCCGCCAGCAAGGGUUUCGAGAUUGGAUCGGGCUUCGCUGGCACCCUUCUGUCGGGGAAGACCCACAACGAUGAGUUUUACGUGGACGAAGAAGGGCAAACGCGCACGCGCACAAACCGCAGCGGGGGAGUUCAGGGGGGCAUCAGCAACGGGGAAACGAUCGUAGUUAGAGUGGCAUUCAAGCCGACGUCCACCAUCGGGCAGCUUCAAAAUACGGUCACGAGGGGGGGAGAGGAGACGACCAUGAGGGGAAAGGGUCGCCAUGACCCCUGCGUUCUUCCUCGGGCAGCUCCCAUGGUCGAGGCGAUGGUUGCCUUAGUCCUCGCGGACGUCUUGAUGCAGCAGAAGGCGCAGUGCGAGCUGUUCCCAGCUGACGCGUUGGAGACUCUGGAGACGAAUCCUUUGGGGAAGAAAUUGUCUGGGGCGGGGUUGUCUGCUGCUUCGGUAAACACACCAUGAUGCUGAAGGAGCGCGACGCUAUGCAGCAUGAAUCUCGGAGGUGUAGAGAUUGUGGCCGUUUGUCUGUGACUCGGCAACUGCUUGAUUGUUGACCGCUCCAGAGGAGGCAGCAGAAGAGAAUAGCCGCGUUGGUUUUGCCUUUGAGGGGAAAGGGAGAGAUAGCGACGCGUAGACGCGAGGGUCUAUUUACGCCGCCAGGCAACAAGUGGUACACCUAGUGCAAGAGAAUGUUCCUCGGAAAAGCACCCACAUCACAUGGCGUUGUUUGUUGCCUUCAGGUCCAGACGGCUGUGGUUUUGCUUAGAGCGUGUGUGGUGUUUUCUGUCGUAGGCGAAAAGAGAGAUGACAGGGAAGUGGCACCCCGGCAGCGAAGCACUGGAUCUGGCCAACUUUGGUUCUGUGGGACGAAGAGGACAAGGACUCACUGGGCAGUACCAAGGCGUCCUGGUGCUUGCACGCGAUGUCAAAAAAACUAUGUGUGUAUGUUGUUUUGUUUUCGUCCUACUUCU